This is a messenger RNA of Symbiodinium sp. CCMP2456, 1989 nucleotides long. The record is from the annotation of a GenBank genome assembly. NCBI's taxonomy places the organism in Eukaryota, Dinophyceae, Suessiales, Symbiodiniaceae.
AUGUCGUAUGGAGUGCCAGGGUGCGUCUUCAAGGGUCCCCGCAGCUUGCUGCCUCAUGCUUCUGCACCCACUGGGGCAGCAGCAGACUUCAGUCAUGUCGGAUGUAGGUGCCGGGACUGGGUUACUUGCAGAGCGUGCAGCUGGGGAGUUCCGGAGGAUGAGGGUGUGUGGAUGGAGGAUUGGGAUGCAAGCCUCGUGGAUGCCAAGAAUGCCGCGGAGAGCGCAGCUGCGAUGCCAUUGUUUCGCACUUUGCUUGAGGCCUGCCGCUCCGAGGCAGGUUGCCCAGGAAUCCUCGCGGAGGAGACGAUGCCCCACCUCCUGGACGUUGCCAUCCUCAUCGGGAAUGCUGAGCUCGCCAGAUCCUGUGCCCGGCACUGCAAUUGCUUCCCGUUGAGGCGCUGGAGAUUCCAGGAUUUUGUUAGGAUCACCAUAAUAGAUGAACGGUGUGUUCGAACAGAGAUCCGGGAGAAAGACGUCCUGGUUGCAGCUCUGGCCGCCGGGCUAGCACUCGAGACUUUAAUUUUCUUGAAUGAUGGCAGGGCCCAAUGGGACGACUGGUGCGGUGUCUUGACCUCCACAUCGCUGGCGGAAGCCAUCGUACUUUCCGGCGAUGCAGAGCUUUGGCGCCGAGUCCAAAGCCUUCAACUGCAGCUCGGGCCCUGGCCAACACAUAAAGCCCAAAAUCACAUGGCCCUGUUUCUCCUGGAGCCGGCUGGCAGCCAAGUCAGGCUGAGCCCGGAGCUUCUGCAUCGGGCCAAGAUGGCCGGGCUCACAUUGAGCUCAUUUCGAUGGGAUCGACCGGAGGUUCGCUUAGAAUGCACGCGAUGUCGUCGAGAACACCCACAGGAUUGGUAUGCAUCCGUGCUGGACUUGGCGAUCGUCUUUGGGCAAAGCGACUGUGCCCGACUCUGUGGUGCGAUGGACAUCAAGGCGACAAAGCUGACGCUGAAGGCGAGCCUAGAAGCGAUGCCUCUGGUGUGGGACAACAACGUGGCGUGCUGGUGCGGCAGAAAUGACUGGAGACCUGUAGAUGCCUGGAGCGGUAGCUGUGCAUCUUUCCCGGAGCGCCAGGCUGCAGCAACUGAGGCCCUUAGAGCGGCGCUGCAGAUGUCCUUCCGACAAGUCGCAUGCUCUGCGGGCUUCGGGCUCUUUCAGGCCCUGCGCUCCUGGGCUCGCGGGAAGCGGGUGCCGGCGGAUUUGGUGAAGUUGGUGUUGACUUUCGCAGCAGAACGGCCGUCACUGGCGAGUGCCUUCGCGGGGCGCGAGGCUGAGUUUAAUUCCCUGGGCCAUUGGUGGGAGGAGUCAGAUCACCAAGAUCCUCAGAGUCCACAGCCAGUGGCGAAGGGUGCCGCGUCAUGUGUACAAGCGGAGAGUGUGGGUGUCCCGGACAUGCACUCUGCUGGUGCCGCCGCCGCUUCCAGCAACGAAGCACGAACACAACCAGAUAGCACAACAGAGAAGGAAAGUGGUCCUGACCAGAACUCCACAAGCGAUCUUCUCGCGGCCAUCCGAAACAGCAAGAGCGACAAUCCCCCUUUGAGUGGCGACGGCGUGGUAAUCUUCCGGCUCGGGCGAUGGGCCACCUCCAACCUGGAAGAGAUCAAUACCGUGCUCUUCGAUGCGACCGGGCCAUUGAGACUUUUGCACCGUCGUGUGCUGGAGGCCGGAUGUGAGGUGGCACCCGAAUGGUCUCCGGCCAGGGCCCUCUUCGUGCCCUUGACCCAGCCACAGCUGCAGGAGCUCCUGCAUGGCAACAUGUACGAGCUGGGGAAGUUGCACGUGUUGGCCCUCGAGUCCGACGGCAAGCUUAUCAAAGAUGCCUUUAACCGCGCGAUCCCGCGCAAGGUUCGUCCCAAGCUCCGCCGCGAGACUCUGCGCAUGGAUGAGGAGGAACAGGGGGCUCCAGACGACGAGCCCUUGCUCGUGUUGGAGGGCGGUGUCCAGACGGACUCAAGCAUGGGCUACCCCGUCUAUGCGGGGCUUCCUUGA